AUGACAACUUGGAACGGCGCGGAGAGUUUCUCGUACAAUCUCACGUACGAACUUGCAUCCGCAUUGAUUCUGAACGCAACGCCGACGCUCGUCAACGAAUGGUCCAUGCCAGCUGGGAUAACCACCGGCACUAUUACAAAGAACGGCACCGAAAUCACCGUAGACACCGAAAAGCCCUUCACAUGGUACGACCGCCAGUGGCAAGCAGGCCCUUCUACGAACUGGACCUGGUUGCAGCUGCACAUCCAGACAGAGGACGAGGAAGACUUCUCGAGGCUCUCCAUCUGGUUCUACCCUGCCGGUUGGGAAGGUGGUCCGGAGAAAGCAUUCGCAACUAUCCGCGAGCAAGCCGGUGUCCAAAUCGUCUCUCCCGCCACGAAGGCCGACGGCUCCCGCCAUUGGACCUCGCCUGUCUCGAAUGUGACAUAUCCUCUGGACUGGACGCUUGAGUUGCAAGACGGCACCAGUCUCGAAGUGAGAAAUAUCCGUGACGAUCAAGAGCUUGCGGACUCUGAUGGCCUGUUUGUGACAUACGAGGGGUUCGUGGAGGUGACGGGCACGACAUCUUUGGGCAAAGCUAUCAAGGGCUUCGGAGUCGUCGAGGUCCAGCCUCCUCAGAGCUCUUGA
Diaporthe citri is the source of this 627-nucleotide messenger RNA. RefSeq lists its product as uncharacterized. Bases 1 to 627 code for a protein of 208 amino acids. NCBI's taxonomy places the organism in Eukaryota, Fungi, Ascomycota, Sordariomycetes, Diaporthales, Diaporthaceae. The record is from RefSeq and is a predicted model, not a curated record. The transcript is spliced from 2 exons.